Lottia gigantea (owl limpet) is the source of this 1305-nucleotide messenger RNA. RefSeq lists its product as hypothetical. Gene Ontology annotation, cellular component: U2-type spliceosomal complex. The record is from RefSeq and is a predicted model, not a curated record. Gene Ontology annotation, biological process: mRNA splicing, via spliceosome. NCBI's taxonomy places the organism in Eukaryota, Metazoa, Mollusca, Gastropoda, Lottiidae. The annotation marks the transcript as partial. Gene Ontology annotation, molecular function: RNA binding. The transcript is spliced from 9 exons.
ACAUCAGUCAACAUGGCAACCACCAAGAUACCAAUUCAGUCAACUGCUGGUGCUAUUACUCUUAAAAAUAAAAAAGGAGAGUUAACAACAGAAAAAGUGAAAGUCAAUCGAUAUGUUACUGGAAAAAGACCAGAAUAUGCUCCAGAUAGUAGCAGUGAAGAAGAAGAAGAACAGUUUGCAUUUGAACGUACCACAGCACCCAGUAAAGAAAUCGAGACUACUGAAGGUGAUAUAUCUGAUAGAAGAUUACGGAGAUUACAAGAGAGAGAACAAUAUGAAAGUGAUGAUGAUGACAGAGUUGCACGUCAUCGACGUGAAGUGGUUGAACCUGAAGUUGUUGAUCAGAUGUCAGAAGAUGAACGAGAGAGAAGAUAUCGUAAAGAUGAGGAAGAGUCUAGUGAAGAAGAAGAAGAAAUUGAUGAUGAAGAAUUUGAAAGAAGAAGAAAUUUAUUGAGACAAAGAGCUAAACAGAAACGUGAAGAUGAGGAAGUAAUGGAUGUAGAAGAAGAGAAAUCAGAUGGGGAAAGUGAAGAAGAAUCAUCUGAAUAUGAAGAAUACACAGAUUCAGAAGAGGAGGUUGGACCAAGACUCAAACCAGUGUUUGUCAGAAAGCGUGACAGAAUCACAAUUCAAGAAAAAGAAAGGGAAGAAAUAAAACAACGAGAAUUAGAAGUUGAAAAUAAGAAAUUAGCAGAAGACAGACGCAGACAGACAUUAAAGAUGGUAGAAAAUGAGGCUAAGAAAGAAUUUGAAGCACUCAAAGCUACACAAGAUGCCUGCGAUGCCAUGAAUUCAGAGGGUGAAAAUGAUGAAGAAGAAUAUGAAGCCUGGAAAGUACGAGAAUUUAAAAGAUUAAAGCGUAACCGUGACGAAAGAGAAGCGUAUGAGAAAGAGAAACUGGAAGUAGAAAGAAUAAGAAAUAUGACUGAAGAAGAAAGGUUAGCAGAAAGAAGAGCUAAUCCCAAGAUGGUAGUUAAUAAGGGCGCAAAAGGCAAAUACAAGUUUUUACAGAAAUAUUAUCACAGAGGUGCUUUCUAUAUGGAUGAGGACAAGGAUGUCUUAAAAAGAGAUUAUUCAGCACCAACAUUAGAAGAUCAUUUUGAUAAAACAAUCCUUCCAAAAGUCAUGCAGGUCAAGAACUUUGGUCGUUCAGGAAGAACAAAAUAUACCCAUUUACUAGAUCAAGAUACUUCUCAAUUUGACUCACCAUGGAUGGCUGAUACGGUACAAAAUAUGAAAUUUCAUUCCAGUAAAGGGGGUGGUAUGAAACAAAAUUUUGAUAGACCAUCAAAUAGGAAAAAAUAA